AUGCGACUCACUGACCCCACUGUCAGGUUGAGAGAAGCUAUUAUUGCGGGGAAUCUGCUGAUAGUGAAGAGAUUACUAAGAAGAUUUCCUGAAUUACUGACUAAUAUAGACCCUUCAAACGGUUGGAGUUCUUUGCAUUACGCUGCCUUUUACGGUAGAUAUUUGAUAUGUGUCCAUUUGAUUCAGUUAGGCCAUGAUAAACAUGAGGUAAUAAAGACAUUCAAAGGAAAUACGUGCGUACAUUUAGCUUUGAUGAACGGACAUGAACAAACUACUCAUUUACUGCUGCAACAUUUCCCCAGUUUCAUCAACCAAAGGGGAGAAAAUGGCAAAACUCCUGUUCACAUCGCUUGUAUCCACGAUUAUAAUCAAUGUCUGAGUCUUCUUAUGGGUGUAGGAGCAGAAUUAACUCUUUCUGAUGAAAAUGGGGAGACGCCACUUCAUCUAUGUUUGGAAUAUGGUAGUUACCAUUGUUUGAGAAUGCUCUUGACAUAUGAUACUUCGAUUAAAGAUGAAGACCAAUUGAAGGAUAAUUAUGACUGGAAACCAAGUGAUGUUCCAGAGACUUUUGAAUUUGGCAAAAUCUAUAAAAAACUUCAAAAAGAGCUGAAUCAAAAGGAUAGCCCCAAAAAACCAAGCUUUCCUAACUUCAAAACGCCCAUUUUGGAUUCUAAAACCUUAUACGAUCCUAGUAGAUCGCCUCCUUUAAUGACAAACUCCUCAUAUACUUCAUAUUCCACAACAUUGACUCCGUUCACUAAAAGCUCUCGCAGUAGAAAGACAUCUUCUGUUACUCCCGUGGCUGCGAUUCCAGCUUUCACUUCAAGGGCUACCAGAACAUCUUCUUUAGUUGAUUCCAAUUCAAGCAUAUCUUUGAAAACUCAAAAUAGUGAAAACAACAAUACGCCAAAUACGGCUGAUGUUUCGCAGUUUGAAGAAAGAAAACCUCUGGAUCAGCAGCAGAAACAGUUAUCAAGGACUUUUAUCAAAUAUAUGCCUCAUAGUGAUGGAAAUGAAGAUGAAAUCAAGUUUGUAAGUGCUACAGAUAAUAAAGACAGUCUUAUUAAUAUUGCAACUUCACCAAUUGAAAAAAGGCGUACGUCAAGAAAACUUUCUCUACUAAAUAUUCCGAUUUCAAGGCUUCGACAUGAUAAUAAUAGUUGA
Messenger RNA from Kazachstania africana CBS 2517, 1164 nucleotides. It is a transcript of the gene AVO2, whose product is annotated as Avo2p. Bases 1 to 1164 code for a protein of 387 amino acids. Gene Ontology annotation, molecular function: protein binding. The transcript has a single exon. Lineage: Eukaryota; Fungi; Ascomycota; Saccharomycetes; Saccharomycetales; Saccharomycetaceae. The record is from RefSeq and is a predicted model, not a curated record.